AUGACUGAGAUUAACUUGGGUAUUACCGCUGAUAUGCACGUACACUUGCGUGACGGCGCCAUGUCUAAAUUGAUAACCCCAACCGUUCGUUCAGGAGGGAUUGCCAUUUGUUACGUGAUGCCUAAUCUUGUUCCCCCCAUCACCACCAAGCAACAAGUAAUCGACUACCAUGCACAACUCAGCACACUCGCCCCGGAGACGACAUUUUUGAUGAGCUUGUACUUAUGUAAGGAAUUGACUCCGCAAUUGGUUGAUGAUGUGAGUCAUUUGAUUCAUGGUAUCAAGUGUUAUCCUGCUGGUGUAACGACGAAUUCGGCUUUGGGUGUAGACCCCAAUGAUUUCAGUUCAUUUUAUCCUUUGUUUGAAGUAAUGGAAAAGAGGGGUUUAAUUCUUAAUAUUCAUGGUGAAAAAGCUUGUUUAUCAAAAGAAGAAGAAGCUAGAGGUAAUGUUGACGAUGAAAUCAAUGUCAUCAAUGCUGAGCCCAAAUUCCUUCCUGCGUUGCGUAAAUUGCAUGCUGAUUUCCCCAAAUUGAAGAUUGUGUUGGAACAUUGUACCACGCAUGAAUCAAUAGCGUUGAUUCGUGAAUUAAACCAGGGUAAAACUGCCAAUGACGAAAUCUACGUGUCGGCCACGAUAACUGCUCAUCAUUUAUAUUUGAUCAUUGAUCAAUGGGCAGGAAACCCCAUCAAUUUCUGUAAACCAGUGGCCAAGUUCCAAAAAGAUCGUCAAGCAUUAAUCAACGCAGCAACCAGUGGUGAACCAUGGUUCUUCUUCGGCUCCGAUUCAGCUCCCCACCCAAUCCACAAAAAGCAAGUUCAUGUCGGUGUAUGUGCUGGUGUGUAUACGCAAUCCAAUGCCGUGGCUUAUGUGGCCGAGGUCUUUGAUAACCAGGGCAAAUUGGCCAACUUGAAGAAAUUCAUCAGUGAGAAUGGAGUCAAUUUUUACAAAUUGAAACCGGAAAUUGUCGACAAGCAUAAGGGGGAGAGUGUUUGGUUGGUUGAGAGAAGCAAUAAUGUACCUGAUGUGAUUGGAAACGGUGAGGUUGAGGUUGUACCUUUUAAAGCUGGGGAGACAUUGAAAUAUGCUAUUGAAUGGAGAAAGAAUUAG
This is a messenger RNA of Lodderomyces margitis, 1107 nucleotides long. It is a transcript of the gene URA4, whose product is annotated as dihydroorotase. Gene Ontology annotation, molecular function: dihydroorotase activity. The transcript has a single exon. Gene Ontology annotation, cellular component: cytoplasm. Gene Ontology annotation, biological process: pyrimidine nucleotide biosynthetic process; 'de novo' pyrimidine nucleobase biosynthetic process. Bases 1 to 1107 code for a protein of 368 amino acids. NCBI's taxonomy places the organism in Eukaryota, Fungi, Ascomycota, Pichiomycetes, Serinales, Debaryomycetaceae. The record is from RefSeq and is a predicted model, not a curated record.